CGACGAAGGCGUGCAGGUGAGCGUAUUCACCUGUUGGUUGGCGGCGGCGGCGUCAUCCACCUGAUACGUUGUAAACAAUUGCGUACAAAUUCUGGUAGCCGAUUGCAUCACAAUCCCAUUGUAAAUGUGAACGCGGUGUGUCGUGCUUUCUAAAUUGUAAAAAAAAAUAUUUACCUACCUGCAUAGAAAGUUGUGGAAUAUGCAUAUAUAAAAAAAGGUCGUGAAAUGUCAGUGAAUUUAUGCAAUUGAAUCGCGCUAAAUUAAAGGUCUUAGUUAAACAAUUUCAAUGGCGUAAAUUAUCGCAGUCGUAUUUUCGCGUUAAAAUGGUGUGAUUGUCGUCAUUACGCGAUGUUCGACAGUUGCCAUAGUGAAAAUGCGGGACCGAAGUGUUCUGAGGUUGCGGAGAAGUUGGUGCAACUCUUCGGAUGGCGACAAACGUAUAAGGUGGAGAAGCUUCAAAGAAAUAUACCGUUGAGGGGCACGACGAAAAUUUCGCUUUUACGGCCUGCCGUGGAAAAGAUCACUUAUAAGGGCCCCGACUCUUGGGUCGUCGUUCACAAUUUACAAUCGCAAGGAGGAGGCAUUUUGGACCCGGACGACCGGUUAAGUGACGUCGCGGACGAUCGCGAGCAGAUUUUGGCGAGUUUCGAGGACGGCGACGGUGGUCACCAUCACGGGGGUGGCGAUGGCGCCAGCGGGAGUAGCUCGAUCGGUACUGGUAGCCCCGACAUCUUUCACGAUGGCGAUAAGUACGGGCCUUCGUAUUCUCGAACUGAUAUCGAAGUCACCGGGGAGCAAAUCGCGUCUGGAAUAGCAGGUGUGUUGCAUGUAAGAAGAGGGAGUGAGCCUGCUCUAAAUCAACUUCCAGCGGGCCCACCGACUCCCUCUGACCACACGAAGCGGUGGAGCGCCGCUCCGUUAAUUUUGGAGCCGCCCAGUAUGAGCUAUUCCAACCCGGACUGGCAUGAGGAUGCAAAGGAAGAGGACGAGGAUAGAAAUUUUCAUAGAGUCGGAAGGGAUGGCAGUAAUAGACUUUCCAUGCAGUUUUUGGGGGAGGGGAAUGGAUAUCGUUGGGCUGAGGCCGCAGAGCGUGCUGCUAACUCCAGGUUGCACGCGAGCACCUCGCUGCCACGCGAGGCGAAGCGCAGAGAACCUUUGGGCCAAGCCAAUUCUACUAGUCCCACGUCUACUUUGGACAGUGAUUAUGUAGGAGAACUGAUAGUAAUACGUAACGAACCCGGUCCUUUAGGAAUACACGUAGUGCCAGAUUACGAUAGGUUAGGAAAAGACAAGGGCUUGCUGGUGCAGGGCAUAGAACCAGAUGGUCGAAUCGACCGGGAUGGUCGCCUGGCGAUUUACGACCGAAUCAUCGAAAUCAACGGUCAAUCCGUACUUAACAUGCCAUUCCAAAGGGUUCAAGAGCUCUUUAAACUAUCUUUAACAUCAACGGAACUUAGACUGAGAGUGAUAAAGAAUAGACUGGAUGCUCUGCGAAGACCUCCGCCUCCGGUCUUCCCGAAGUACCCCGACGACAAGGAGAACGUUUCGAUGGUCGAGUGUGAACAGAAACAAAGUACAAAUACCAAAGUGGCCACGGUCUCCCCGACGAAAAAGGUACCGGCCGUUUCGCGCAACUUAAAGUCGUUACUCACCGCAAACACGCGACGAAUCGGCCGAAAGAUCGAGAUCGAGUUGGUCAAAGGUCCCCACGGUUUGGGCUUCAGCAUAACCACUCGAGAUAAUCCCGCUGGCGGGAAUUGUCCGAUUUAUAUUAAGAACAUCAUACCAAAAGGAGCGGCCGUGGAGGACGGGCGACUGAAAAUUGGAGAUCGGUUGUUGGAGGUGAACGGAAUUGAAAUGACCGGAAAGACGCAAGCCGAGGCGGUUACGAUACUUCGAAAUGCUCCAGCUGGCAGUAAAGUUCGAAUUGUGGUUUCCAGACAAGAAGAUCUAACCGACGGUUUUCUUCCUAGGGUUGUUGACGUUGAUGGUGAGAAAGAUGAUCGUGAUUCGGAGAGGCUGCACAAUUCCGAUGUGCCACCAAACAUUCCCCCGCUGCCUCAAAGCCAUUUGCAUCAACGCACCCCGGAAAAAGGAAACGCAGUUGCGAGAAUCAUAUCUCAAUUCCAAGAGGCCUCCAAUGUAAGUAGCUUGGAGAGUUCGCCAACCCUUAGACCCGUCUCAUUUCAGGCGCUCGAUAAAUCGGACGACAACCUCAUCUUCCCUUGGAAGCACAAAGAGAUCGUCACGUUCGACAUUCCGGUCCACGAUUCCGAGAAGGCCGGUCUAGGUAUCAGCGUCAAAGGGAAAACCAGCGGCACGCAAGAUCUCGGAAUUUUCAUUAAAAGUGUCAUAAAUGGUGGUGCGGCGUCGCGCGACAAACGCUUGAGGACUAACGAUCAGUUGUUAAAUGUGAACGGCAUUUCGCUCCUGCAUCAGUCGAAUAGUGACGCAAUGGAAACGCUCAGAAAGGCGAUGCUUCACACCGAAGGUCCGGUUCCUGGCAGUAUUACGUUGACGGUGGCAAGGAAGGCGGGCUCUCCCGGACCUACGAGGGACGCCUCCAGAAGAAAUUCCGCUUCCGGUUUGCUCAAGAGUUCAUCGGGUGGCGAUUUAUACCACAGCAUGGAAAUGGACCCGUCACUUUCCCAAGACAACUCGGGUGCAAGCGGAGGAUCAACAAACACCGUCAUUUACAAACCGUCGACGAUUUUAGAUAAUAGUAAACCGAGUACGAACGAUAGCUUUAACAAUAUGAACACGUGGAACCCCGUACUGGAUCGACUGACCGGCCACAACAAACAGUUGCGGAACGAAAGCUAUUACAUGGCCACCCACGACACGUGGAGCGCCAGUAUGAUGGGCAACCAGUCGAUGGCCAAACUUUCCAGUCCAACCGUCAACCUAAACUCUGGCGAGAUGAUCUUGAUCGAGGACGAGUGCGGGCCUAGGGUUCUUCCCCGUCAAAACUCACAAUCAAAGUUGUUAAGCGAGAACUAUCAAAAUGGGAACCACUUGGAAAGUCGAAACGAGCACGAACCCGAUGGCAAAGCGGCUUUAACAAGCGGUACCGCUGACAAAAGCGCGGAGUCUACCCAAAACGCUACGUGUGUUAAUAACGACGUAACAUACGCUAGCCAGUUAUCCCUAGAGAAUCCAAACGGAAGCGCUGCCUUCUCCAGAGACGCUUUCGGUAGGCAAAGCAUGUCGGAGAAACGCCAUGCUACUUUGGACGCCAAGAAUACCGACACGUACCAGCGCUCAAAGAAGCUACGAGAAGAACGGGAUAAAGUUAGGGGGAAAGAGACUAAUUUGGUUCGUGUUGGAUCAGUCGAAUCUGUUAUAAGUGUAAAUCGCUCAUCCGAACAUCCCGAAUAUGCCGAUAAAUUAGGCGAGCUCGGUCCUUCGCUGGGCAUGAAAAAAUCUUCCAGUUUAGAGUCGCUACAAACCAUGGUGCAAGAGAUUCAAAUGCAAGAGGAAGGAGAUCCCGCCUACAGUUACAGGGGUGGAAGCGGCGCUUUGAAGGUUAUUCGUGGACGGGGAUGCGACGAAAGUUUUCGUGCGGCCGUUGAUAAGGACUAUGACAAACACUUGGACCCGAAUCAUCGGGAGACGAACGCGAAAAAACACUGGUUACUCGACCCUCCUUCGGACUUCGAACGAGACCCCGAGGGUUUUACGAAUGUCAGGGGAGGUCCGCGGCAAUCCUCGCUAAACGCCGCCCUGGACGUUAAGAAUAAACACGCAAAGAAGAAGCCGGGGUUGUUUAAAGGAAUCGGUUCUAUGUUCAGGUUUGGAAAGCACAGGAAGAUGGAUUUUGUUAACGCCGAACCGGUGCAAUCCUACCAGAACACUGCGGAAUUCGACGCGGACCCCCCCAGCCAGCAACAGCUGCAGGAUAACGGGAACAAUAUCAACCACGCUGUCGCUCAGAAGUCAUCAGACGACCUUUCUGAGAAGAAAAGCGAGCAGCUCUAUCAGAAGCACGGUUUUCUACACAGGCACGCCGAGCAGGUGCAGGUGAUACCGGAAGGGGCGAUACCACCAAUGAGGUAUCGUAACAACAACGUUCACCUGGAUAGUAACUCGAACCGGGGCGAAAGGAGUCAACUAAUGCGAGCCUACGAGCAACGUCAGGCCCAGCGGCAAGCGCAUUAUGCCGCAUUCGAGCGCGACAAUGAGACUGACCAAAGAAUACGAUUGCAAAAUGAGCAAAACGUAAACUAUGGCGAGUAUGGACGACCGGGAAGCAGAUCCGGGAUAUCCGAUCCUGUCCGAUUUACUCACUACGUUAACUACAACGAACUGCAAAACCACCUCAGCGGCCGAAAAGAGACGCUGUCUGAUAGUCAAAUUGUUCAGAUGCGUCUGCAGGUGCAGCAACAACGAUUAAAGGUGGAGGAGGAAAGCCGAAAACAGCACCAGUAUCAUUCGCAGCGACAGGUACGCAACGACAACCAAUUGCGGCCGGUCUCCAACUUUUACGAGUAUGAAAGUGUACAGUCAAUUUUGAACGCACACGGCAGACCGACUAACGCGUACCCUCAGCAACCGCCACCGUACCAAGAUCCGGUUGCCGCCAGCUCGUCGUCGAGGCCGACACCGAGCAGGCAGCACGCCGCAAACACUCGCCACCUGACGCCCUAUCAGCAGCUCAGGGGACCUUUCAUCACUCACGUUACGAUAGGCGACCAUCAGCCUCAGCAGGCCGGAUCUCGAGUGUAAACUUUUAAUAAUUUUAGUCUUUGUGUUUAUAGUGUAUUUAUUAUUAUAUAACUUUUACUGUGUACAUUCCCCCAUUUUGCCACGGCGUGGCAAAGCGUUUUUAGGAUAAUUUUUAUCGUAGCAUGUUCUUUAAUCCCUUCAAUUGUAUAAUAUAAAGUAUUAAUUGCGCGAGAAAUUUAUGUAAUUGUUUUAUAAUGUAUAUUAUUUAUAAACGCUUUAUGAGGUCACAUUGACUACCGAUAUCUAACUGUGUAUACACCACAGACAUAGUAUUAUUUUGUAAUGUACAUAAACUUUAUUAAAGGCUAUUGAUGAAUCAA
Messenger RNA from Photinus pyralis (common eastern firefly), 5045 nucleotides. It is a transcript of the gene baz, whose product is annotated as partitioning defective 3 homolog. Gene Ontology annotation, biological process: cell adhesion; microtubule cytoskeleton organization; establishment of centrosome localization. Gene Ontology annotation, molecular function: phosphatidylinositol binding; protein binding. NCBI's taxonomy places the organism in Eukaryota, Metazoa, Arthropoda, Insecta, Coleoptera, Lampyridae. Bases 349 to 4725 code for a protein of 1458 amino acids. Gene Ontology annotation, cellular component: cell cortex; adherens junction; apical junction complex. The transcript is spliced from 20 exons. The record is from RefSeq and is a predicted model, not a curated record.